UCCAGUAAGUGUGUGAAUCAGUCAGUCGCGAUUGUUUCAUGCAAUUCCAAGCUCUGCAGUGCUAGAAAUUUGCGCAGUUUUGUUAGCGUCCUUAAAGGUCAGGAAUGAGUUUGACGUCGCCGAAUUUGAUGUGCCCGGAGACCGGCAAUCCGUACCAGAAAUACAAAGGCAUCAUCUACAUCAUGGGAUUUCAUAUCGACCAGGAGCCGCGUUCAGUGCGACAGUAUUUUGAGAGCCACGUGGGACCGUGUGAAGUUCAUAGCUGUUCGAGAUCUACUAAGACUGCCAUGCGUGGUCUGUAUGUGUCGUUGAAGUUCAAGUAUGAGGAUGAUGCUAGAAGAGCCAUGGCGGAGUACCAAAAUCAGUCUGUGAAAGGUAGUAAGCCUUUGACUAUAUUGUGGUACUGUGAUCGAGAAACACGCAUCAACUCAGGCAGCAUAUGGAGCAGCAGGCAUUCUCGUGACGAAAUUAGUAUCAAGGAACAUUCACAUACAAGACAAAGGCGUGCCAACACUAGAUAUUUAAGCCACUCUUCUAAUAGGAAGAGGGGUAUGUCAUCUUCCAGAUCACGUUCUACAUCUGUAACGAGGUCUCCUCACAUUCGUAGCUCAUAUAUGAGUUACAGUCAUACAGAUCGUGAGAAGAGUCACACACCGUCACGUUCUGGAUCACUGAUGUCUUAUAAAGAAACAAUGGAUACAUUGCCACCACACACACAGUUAGAAUCGUAUCCUGUUCAUUCCUUCAGUGAGACCCUUUCGCAUCAUUCUGAGAUUGAGACAUCAACUCACGAAAUCGUGGAGCCCGUUCAUUCUCACACUGAAAUGGAUGCCAUUGCUGCAAGUCAAGAUAUUGUGUGUACAGAUGGUUAUGGUCGUAGAGACGAUUCAGUUGAUCUUAGACUAAUGCUGUCGCAUCGCAUUUCAUCAUGCUGGAUGGAUGUGAGGCAGGAACUGGGAAUGGAGAAGACCCUUUCAUGUUUACCUCCAACGGUUGAGCAAGGAGAUGAGGUAGAAGAGCAUGCGACUGAGGAGUUUGAGCCAUUUCACAAAAAGGGACGAAUAGCAUUUAAGAUCAAGAGUAGUCUUAAGUCACCAUCUACGAGGACGCCUGUGUUUGACUAUGGAGAGAAUGCAACUACAGCAGAGAACAUCAGACAGGGAAGACAUAUCCAGGUAUCCCAUGAAAACUGUCUUACAGACCAGCAAACCAAGAAUUAUGGUGACCUUCAGCGCUGGGGAUUUGUUCCUAUUCAGUCACACGAAGCAAAGGAGUCGCCUGUUAGAGAUGUAGGUGAGGAAACAGAGCCACCUGCACUGCAUGGUACGCAGGUAGGUGAUUCAGGUGAUGCAUCUGUUGAGUGUGCGACCAACAUAGAGGAGCAGCCUAGUAUGGAUAUCAGUCCCAUAGCUAGUGCUGACGAAGCUGCUAAUACUAAUGAAGAAUUGUUAUAUACCAACAAAGAUGAUAACGCAAGGGGUGAACCCUUUCAGACUGCUUUAUUGGCAUUGUUAAAAAGGAGGACCAAACUGGAACAGGCAUUUCAUAAUGAUUGCCACCUGUUGGCACAAUCAGUAGAAAUAUUUACAAGGCAUUGUCCCGAGCAGCAGACUGUGUUGCUUUCAGUACUCAGAUCAACAUUGAACCAGCUGAGCGUGCAGGUAACCAAGAGAAUGGAGGAAUAUGCACAGGGCCUUUUGACCACAGCUGCUGUUGACAAAUCCACAACAAUGCCAUCCUAAUCUGUUGCUUCAUAA
This is a messenger RNA of Corticium candelabrum, 1757 nucleotides long. RefSeq lists its product as uncharacterized. NCBI's taxonomy places the organism in Eukaryota, Metazoa, Porifera, Homoscleromorpha, Homosclerophorida, Plakinidae. The transcript has 6 exons. The record is from RefSeq and is a predicted model, not a curated record. The coding region runs from base 105 to 1742 and encodes 545 amino acids.